AUGUCCACCCCUGCCAAGUCGCAAAACGUGUGCGCCGGCUGCCGCUCGCGAAAGAAGAGAUGUGAUGGAGCGCGGCCGGCCUGCUCGGCGUGCCUCAAGCGCGGAGAGCUUUGCGUCUUCGGCUCUGACCUGACGAGCGGUCCUCCGGUCGGCUGGGCCCUCACGGCGGCUGACCAGCCGUGGCACGCGCUGUCCGGCAACUCCGGCGAGAACGUGGGCUUCCCCCUCGGCCUGUCGGGGGAGCAGCUGUGGAUGGGCUUGGACGGCGGCUUCCAGCUCGACGCGCAGGUGCUCCCGUCGCCGCAAAAGUCGGCGUCGCCGGGUGACGGCCCCCAAGAAGAAGAGCUUCCAGCCUUGCCGGUCCUCCUGCAGCUCGUAGACAUCUUCUUUGAGCGCUUCUACCCGUACCUGCCCGUCAUCCACAGGCCAACGCUGGUCGGCAGGCUCCCGGCCGACGGGACGGCUCCCGUGUUGCUAUACGCCAUCUGUGCAGUGGCUGCCGACGCGCACCCGAGCCCUGACAUCCAGAGGCGACAGGGCGGCUGGUUCGCCGCGGCCAAGGCGCACCUCUCGCGGUCGAUGCACUCGCCGGAGCGCGCGCUGCAGACGAUGCAGGCCGCCGUCCUCGUCAUCUACCAAGCGACGGUGCAGACCGACUUUUCGACGUCGUGGCUCGUUCUCGGCGAGGCGUGGCGCAAGGCCGUCGCCAUCGGGUGCAGCGCCGUCGACGCGGGUACUAAGCUGACCAUGCCCGCGCUCGGAGCCGGGCCGGGCGACGGUUGGGUCGAGCGCGAGGAGUGCAGACGUGUCGUCUGGAUGCUCUUCGUGCUCGACCGCGGCAUGUGCUUUCCCAUGGGUCUCGUGCACGCCGUCGACGACCGCCAGCUGCGCGUGAACCUGCCCAUGGACGACGCCGUGUUCCAGGGCGAGAGCGAGCCGGCGCGCGCACAUGUUCAGCAGCGCUUCUUCCCAGACCUGGACAAGCUCACGUCGACCGUCCAGGAGCAGCACCGCCAGGGCGCCGGCAACAUCUUGCACUGCCUCGUUCUAGCGUAUGCGCUUCUGGGCCGCAUCGGCGAGCAUCUCUACUCGUCCCAGUUUGGCGACGACGGGACCGAGGGGCUAGAGGAUCUCGCCUCUAGCCUCGCGCGCAUCCGGCUCGUCAUGCCGGCUUCGGCCACGGACCUCGCUGCCGCCGAGUACCCGGAUCACGGGCGCGUCGUCUGGAUCAGCAUCGUCAUGUCGGCCUGCGCGAUCCUCCUUUACCAUCGCCCGCUCAAGGACGGCGAGGACGCACACGGAAGCGACAUGGCGGCCAACUGGCCGUACUGCGUGGCCGCCGCGCGAAGCACCGUCUCCGUCGUCCGCCAGGCGGCUCGCGUGUCCACCGACUUUGCCAACAACGGGCAGGUCACAGCGCUCUUGUUCAUGAGUUGCCGCGUGCUCAUCACGGAACACCUCUGCCCGGUCUCGGGCGCGCGCUCGGCCGCCGUCCGCGACGACCUCGAGGUGCUGCUGCUGGCCAUCAGGCGCAUGAGGGACACGCUCAAGAACCUGGGCGACAAGUUUACCCGCGGCGUCGUCUUUUACCUCUCUGGCGGGCGAGAGCGCGCAGAGGCGGCUCGGGCCCUCGGCGCGGGGGGAAUCCUGAGGACAUGCGAGAAGUGGCCGAGCGUCGACAUUGACGACAUGCAGAUUCCGCCAUGA
Molecule: messenger RNA, 1707 nt
Organism: Purpureocillium lilacinum
Lineage: Eukaryota; Fungi; Ascomycota; Sordariomycetes; Hypocreales; Ophiocordycipitaceae
Biological process (GO): regulation of DNA-templated transcription; DNA-templated transcription
Cellular component (GO): nucleus
Molecular function (GO): zinc ion binding; DNA binding; DNA-binding transcription factor activity, RNA polymerase II-specific
Source: RefSeq, a predicted model, not a curated record